AUGCUUCACUGCGUGCAGGAAUAUGGCAUUGACUUUUCCACAACAGUGGGUGCAUCCAUGGUUCCUGUCUUUAACGCUUCGGGAGACGUCUUGCUCUUUGAGCGCAUGACGCAGCGGUUGAAGGGCUGGUCCCGUGGAGAGGUGGUUGUGGCAACCUCGCCCAAGGAUCCAGAUGCUCGAAUAUGCAAACGCAUUUUGGGCCUUCCUGGUGAUAGGGUGAAAGUUCUUGCCGCAGGAGACGAAAAAGAGGUGCUGAUACCUCGUGGCCAUGUUUGGCUGGAAGGUGACAACAAGGCAGCGUCGCACGACUCCCGACAUUAUGGCCCAGUUCCUGUCGGCUUACUGCAGGGGAAGGUCAGACUGAAACUGUGGCCUCCAUGGGAGAUUGGUCCAGUGCGCGUGGUUCCUCCGUGA
This is a messenger RNA of Cladocopium goreaui, 414 nucleotides long. NCBI's taxonomy places the organism in Eukaryota, Dinophyceae, Suessiales, Symbiodiniaceae. The record is from the annotation of a GenBank genome assembly.